AUGGAUGCGUUAGAAGUUAUAUCAUCACCAAAAGAAUCUCAAUCCAGUAAUAUCACCAACCAAUCAUCGGACGAAUUCAAGAUCCUGCAAGAAGUAGUUAUUGCAAACUUUCAAAAACCGAGCAUUCCUAAUAUAAAUGUACCAGAACGUAUAAUACUAUGUUUGGAUCUUUGUUAUGAUGAUAACAACACCUUGUAUCGUUUAGGAGAUGGUUCAACAUUCACCCUUAUAAAUAUGUUAAAAAGAAUUUUAGACUUUUUUCUGCAUUCAAAAAAUGCCAUAAAUAAAAAAACAGAGUAUGCAUUACUAAUAUUAAAAGAUACUGAAGCCUGUUGGGUUCAAAAUUUUACAAACAAUCUGAAAGAUAUUGUAAACGUGAUAGAUUAUCUUAAUGCUGAAGAAAGCACAACUGAAAAUUUUGAUUUUAAGAAAAUAUUUCAGAUACUAAAGCAAAAAGUUGAGAUACCAGAAUUUAAACAGGGAGAAAGCAUAUUACCACCUCCAUAUGUGGUCCGAAUGAUAGUCUUGUAUGGGCGAUCAGUCUCUUUGCCUCUGAUACCACAAGAUGAUGUCUAUUUUAAUUUUCUCAAGAAGCAAUUAUAUUUCUAUAUUGACAUAUUAUUCGCUCAUGAAGAAGAUUGUGCACUAUAUAAAUGUGAAGAAAUUUAUGAUGCCCUACAAGAUUUAGAUAAUGGAUAUUCCUAUGUAUUUGAGGUUUCAAGAAAUGCUACAAAGAUACACGACUGUAUAGCUAAAUUACUAGCACAUCCUUUACAGAGACCCCUUCAAAAAAAUACUGACUACACAUUUCAUACUCGAUCAUGA
Messenger RNA from Diatraea saccharalis (sugarcane borer), 825 nucleotides. Lineage: Eukaryota; Metazoa; Arthropoda; Insecta; Lepidoptera; Crambidae. The record is from the annotation of a GenBank genome assembly.